Messenger RNA from Fusarium mangiferae, 1614 nucleotides. RefSeq lists its product as uncharacterized. The record is from RefSeq and is a predicted model, not a curated record. Gene Ontology annotation, molecular function: triacylglycerol lipase activity; acylglycerone-phosphate reductase (NADP+) activity. Gene Ontology annotation, biological process: phosphatidic acid biosynthetic process; triglyceride catabolic process. The transcript is spliced from 6 exons. Gene Ontology annotation, cellular component: membrane; lipid droplet; endoplasmic reticulum. Lineage: Eukaryota; Fungi; Ascomycota; Sordariomycetes; Hypocreales; Nectriaceae. The coding region runs from base 1 to 1614 and encodes 537 amino acids.
AUGACAACCAAAGCAGAACUCAAGACGAUUCUUGUCACGGGCUGCUCGGCCGGCGGUGUUGGUGCAGCUUUAGCAAUCGCACUCGCCACUAAAGGUCAUUGCGUAUUCGCCACGGCACGAAACCUGAGCAAAAUCCCUCCAGCGUUAGUCAACCUUCCGACAGUCACAACGCUAUUGUUGGAUGUGACUUGCAAGACGUCCAUAGCCACCGUCGCCACUGCUGUUGCCGAUGCCACCAAAGCUAGAGGUGACCCUGGACUUGACGUUCUGAUCAACAAUGCAGGUGUCGGGUAUACGGCACCGCUCCUUGACACCGACCUUGACCUGGCACAGCGAGUUUACGACACAAACAUAUGGGGUCCUAUCAGGAUUAUUCAGUCUUUUGCAGAUCUAUUGAUUAGGAAGAAGGGAAGGCUGGUCAACAUGUGCAGCAUAUCUUCUGUUUUACACAUGCCAUGGAUGGGAGUAUACGCCUCGUCAAAGGCAGCCAUGACCGUUAUUUCAGACACUCUACGUCUUGAACUGGCGCCUUUUGGUGUUUCUGUUAUCACGGUCGUGUUGGGUAUCGUCGCUACCGAUUUUAACAACAACAAAUUUAGCUUGAUACUACCACCGAGGUCAAGAUACACCACAAUCCAUGAGACAAUUCUUGCUUGGCGAAGCGGUGAUAUCGGACCCAAGGGCUGCACUGCAUCUGAAGUGGCUGCUUCUCUAUUGCCUGACAUACUUGGAUGUGGCAAAACGGGAACGAUCUGGAGAGGAGACAAAAGCAUAUUCGUCAAGUACUUGUCUGCCUGGACACCGGAGUUUCUUUUGGUACGUGGGAACACUGAUCCACAAGCUGUUAUGUCUCAUAACAUCACACUACUUAAACUACUGCACAUUUACGAAAUGCUGUUACCAGAUAUCACAAUAUCAGACUGGGGCAAAGCAUGGUGCUGGUCUGUGACAGCAAUCACCGCGCUGUGUGCGAUGGCGUUCGCCAUCACAGCCUUAACAGCAUCUAAGAAACUCUUAUUGACUGUGUGCUCUCUGACUGCCUCAAGCUGCUACGUCAUGUCGAUGUGUUACUUCGCCAUGGCCGCUGAUAUCGGAUGGAUUGCUGUUGACGUCGAAUUUGCUCGCGGGACUAGGGCAGCGCAGGACCACCACCCCAGUCGCCAAAUAUUUUGGGUUCGUUAUGUUUCAUGGUUCAUCGCAACUCCGCUUCUGAUGACCGAGUUGUUCCUUCUGGCUUCGGCAUCUACUGAAGUCAUAUUGGUAGAAGUUUUCCUGGAUCUUGUUGUGAUCGCGACAGGACUCAGUGGAGCAGUAAUUCCAAGUGAUUACAAAUGGGCUUAUUACUUUUAUGGAGCCAUCGCAUGUGGUGGCAUAGGUUACCAGGUCAUCUUCACUGGUACAACGGCUGCAGAGGUUCAGGGACCCGAGCUGAGGCGCAAGUAUGUCCAGUGCAGUACCUUGAUGAUGGUAGUGUGGGUAGGUUACGGUGUUGCAUGGGGGUUGAGCGAGGGCGGGAACGUGAUCUCUCCUGCUGAAGAAGCUGUCUUUUAUGGGAUAUUGGACUUGUUAGGGGGUCCAGUCUUUGGAACGCUUGUGGCUUUAGCUGCCUGUUAG